Molecule: messenger RNA, 849 nt
Organism: Helobdella robusta
Lineage: Eukaryota; Metazoa; Annelida; Clitellata; Rhynchobdellida; Glossiphoniidae
Exons: 2
Coding region: 1-849 (282 amino acids)
Source: RefSeq, a predicted model, not a curated record
AUGAAAAGUUCAAGACAAAAAGAUAAAAUUUAUUUACUUGGUUUUGUGACCCACCAAAUUACUGGUGGCAAAUUACCAUCAAAUCGUCAAGUGUUACGUAGUUUGUUUUAUAAUAUCCGUGAAGUAAAGCUGAAUAUAAAAGAUGCGGCUAGGUUAACGAUAAAAGAAGUUUUUAUUUUCUGGGAGAAAGCAAGGAUACAAACAAAACAUUUGAAAGACUCUGUUGCUAAGCUGGAAAAACUUCAUGAAGAAUGGAGAAAACUACAAAAAAAUUUUAACAGAACUGGACCAGCUCAGAUAGAGAAAGAAAAACUUUUUAAGGCCAUACUUGAUGACCUAUUUGACAUAGCUCAUCAAGAUGCACUCCAGACUGCAACAGACAGACUGUUUUUGCUUAAGCAGAGAAAAAAGGGGCGCCCAGGUGUCAUGGGAGGAGUUGAUUUAAAGUGUGUAAAAGCUGAAGAGCGUCGGCAAAAAAGAAAUGCUUCGGAAAUGGCGAGGUUAACAAAAUUUAGGACAAGUUUAGAAUUAGAAGAGCUUAAAUCGUUAGGCAGCAGCACGUCAGAUGAAGAUGAAAUUGAAGAUAAUGAUCAACGCACAGAUGAGGUAGAUAUGGUGACACUAAAUUAUGGGCCUGAAAAAAAGAUGAAAAAAUACACUAGAGGUACUGAAGAAAUUGUUAAUGAGAAGUUAUCUCUAAUAUUGGAUAGGUGUGCUAUUUCAGACAGAGACGAAGCUAGAAUAAUAUCAGCUACAAUUGAAUCUCUUGGCCAUGAUUCUCAGCAAUAUAUUGUAAGUAGGAGUGUCAUCCGCUUGCGCCGGCAAGAAUUUAGAAAAGAAAGAGCAUAA